Chlorella variabilis is the source of this 1335-nucleotide messenger RNA. RefSeq lists its product as hypothetical. Gene Ontology annotation, molecular function: ATP binding; DNA helicase activity; ATP hydrolysis activity. The coding region runs from base 1 to 1335 and encodes 444 amino acids. Gene Ontology annotation, biological process: chromatin remodeling; regulation of transcription by RNA polymerase II; box C/D snoRNP assembly. NCBI's taxonomy places the organism in Eukaryota, Viridiplantae, Chlorophyta, Trebouxiophyceae, Chlorellales, Chlorellaceae. Gene Ontology annotation, cellular component: Swr1 complex; NuA4 histone acetyltransferase complex; R2TP complex. The record is from RefSeq and is a predicted model, not a curated record. The transcript has 15 exons.
AUGAGGAUCGAGGAGGUGGCCAGCACCACCAAGACGCAGCGCGUCUCCACGCAUACGCACAUCAAGGGGCUGGGCCUGCAGGAGGAUGGCACCGCGGUGCAGAUGGCUGCGGGGUUCGUGGGGCAGGAGAACGCGCGCGAGGCGGCGGGCAUCGUGAAGAAGUUUGCGGGGCGGGCGCUGCUGAUGACGGGCGCGCCCGGCACCGGCAAGACCGCUCUUGCCCUGGGCAUUGCACAGGAGCUGGGCACCAAGGUCCCCUUCUGCCCCAUGGUGGGCUCUGAGGUGUACAGCUCCGAGGUGAAGAAGACUGAAGUGCUCAUGGAGAACUUCCGGAGAGCCAUCGGGCUGCGCAUCAAGGAGACCAAGGAGGUGUAUGAGGGGGAGGUGACGGAGCUGACGCCGGUGGAGACAGAGAACCCGGGGGGCGGCUACGGCAAGGUGGUGAGCCAUGUGGUGAUUGGGCUGAAGACGGUGAAGGGCACCAAGCAGCUGAAGCUGGACCCGGCCAUCUACGACAGCCUGCAGAAGGAGAAGGUGGCAGCGGGGGAUGUGAUCUACAUUGAGGCCAACAGCGGCUCCGUGAAGCGGGUGGGAAGGUGCGACGCCUAUGCCACCGAGUUCGACCUGGAGGCCGAGGAGUACGUGCCGCUGCCCAAGGGCGACGUGCACAAGCGCAAGGAGGUGGUGCAGGACGUGACGCUGCACGACCUGGAUGCGGCCAACGCGCGGCCGCAGGGCGGGCAGGACAUCCUGUCCAUGAUGGGGCAGCUGCUCAAGCCCAAGAAGACAGAGAUAACGGACAAGCUGCGGCAAGAGAUCAACAAGGCGUGUUUGGGGGUGGUCAACCGCUACAUCGACCAGGGGGUGGCGGAGCUGGUGCCCGGGGUGCUGUUCAUCGACGAGGUGCACAUGCUGGACAUCGAGUGCUUCACCUACCUGAAUCGGGCGCUGGAGUCGAGCCUGGCGCCCAUCGUGGUGCUGGCAACCAACCGGGGGCUGUGCGAGGUGCGCGGCACCGACAUGCUGUCCCCGCACGGCGUCCCGAUCGACCUGCUGGACCGCCUGGUUAUCAUCCGCACCCAGCCGUACACGCUGGAGGAGACGGUGGAGGGCAUAGCGCUGGAUGAGGACAGCUUGACGUACCUGGGGGAGAUAGGGGAGGAGACGUCGCUGCGGCACGCGGUUCAGCUAAUGACGCCGGCGGCGGUGCUGUCGCGGACAAACGGACGAGAGGGGAUUGCGCGGGGGGAUGUGGAGGAGGUGCACACGCUGUUCAGGGACGCCAAGUUCUCGGCGCGGUUGCUGAUGGAGCAGGCAGACAAAUAUCUCACAUGA